AUGUCGACGGAGCUCGAGCGCGGCAGCGAGGACGGACCCGGGGCGAAGACGUCUCCGUUUGACUCCCCGUUGGGCUCUGUGGGCGCGGAGACGCCUGCGAGCGCCUGCGAGGGCGACGGGAGACGUCCGCCGCCAGACGCCCCGGGCGCCGAGGAGGAUGACGAGCGAGAGGAAGGCGAAGUGCAGGAAGGCCUCUCCGCGCGAGUGAGGCCGCGCACGGACGGCGACGCGGGGAUCAGCGACGCGGCUGAGGCAUCUGAGCGAUCCAGCGGCGCCCGCAAACGUGGCCUAGAGGACGGAGACCAAGGGGCUCCUGCCCCCCGACGGGCGUCGCCCGUCUCCGCUCUCCCGGCUGGGCGCUUGCUCUCCCCCUCCUCUGCGUCGGGCUCUCAGGCCCCUGCGCCGUUCAAAAAGCUGAAAGAGACUGCCGCAGAGGGCCGUGCGGAGGAGAGCAGAGACGCAGCGUCUUCGCUGUCCUGUUCGCCUUCGCCGACGGCUGCCCGCGGCGCAACGUCGGCCUUGCCGCGCCGAACGCCGCCCUCGUCGACUCUCACCCUCCUGCCGCCUCUGUCGGGCUCCUCUCCAGCGCCCGCUGCGCCGGAAGCCUCGAUCGGCUCGCGCGCCGCGAGGGACGCCCGCGAUGAGGAGCGGAGAGACCGCGGCGACGAGCGCAGACGCAGAGAUGACGAGCGCAGAGAAGGACGAAGCGAGCGGAGCGGCCGCGACCGGCGCGAAGAAGACAGACGCGUUCGCGACGAGGACCGAAGAGACGCGCGGGAUGAACGGAGAAGGCGAGAGGUGCGCGACGACAGCCGAGACGGUCGAGACAGAGAGAGCCGCAGGCGCGAAGAGACGACAGAAAACAAAGAGCGGACUGUGCCGUCAACCAGCGUGUUUCGGGCGCCGGAUAGCCAGAAAAUUCGAUCUCUGGAGGACGUGCUGAAACAGCAGAAGACAGAGGAGCAGCCCACGCGCAUCCUCUUUCUGACCAAGAAGCAGCGCGAACAGCAAAAGGCCGCCGACGAGCGCAGUCGCCAAGAAAUGGAGAAGAAGAAGGAACGACAGCUCCUCCAGAACCGCAGGAACUUCCUCAUGCAGCAGGAAAUCGAGAGAGAGAAGGAGGCGAAGGAGCGGCUGAAGCAGCGCGAGAUGGAAAAAAUCAAAGAGGAGCAAGAGCGUCGUUUGCGCGCGGUGCGAGGUUCCGGGAGCACCACGGGCUCGCGCAGCAAGGCGGAAGAGGAGCGCGCGGCGAAGCGCGCGGCUGAGGAGAGAAAAGGCGGCGCUUCGGCGAAUGCCCGAGAGAGUACCUUGGCGGACCUGCGCCUGCUCAACCUUCCCGAACAAGAGCUCCGUGCCCGGCAGCAGGAGCGUGAACUUGAACAGAUUCGAAACCAUUAUCUUGGCAUGAGGACUGAGAAGAAAAAAAUUCAAAAGCCUUCAGAAAAGUUCAGAAAUAUUUUCAACUUUGAGUGGAACGACGCAGAAGACACGUGCAAGGGCGACAACAAUCCACUCUACCAAGAGCGAAUGGAGCCGCAGCUGCUCUUCGGACGCGGGUUCCGAGCAGGAAUGGAUAUUCGCGAGCAGCGGAAGCAGAACAAUUUCUACGACGAACUGGUGAAACGGCGCCAAGAGCAGCAGAGAGUGGAGGCCGCUCGCGGCGCUGCGGAGGCUGCGGCCGCUGCGACAGAGGCCGUCCGCGCAGCGCGAGACGCGCAGAUCACGCGAGCGAGAGAGAAGGAAGACGCCGAAGACAAGCGCGGGCACUGGACAACGAAGAAGCGCGAGGAAAUGAACGACCGCGACUGGCGAAUCUUCCGUGAGGACUUCGAAAUCUACAUCAAGGGAGGCCGGGUGCCGCCUCCGAUUCGCACCUGGGCGGAGAGCGCGCUGCCGUGGGAGCUCAUUGAAGCGAUCAAGCACGCGAACUACGAGCGUCCAACGCCGAUUCAGAUGCAAGCGAUUCCAAUCGCCUUGGAGCAGCGAGACUUGAUUGGCAUUGCAGAAACUGGAUCUGGAAAGACCGCGGCGUUUGUGCUGCCGAUGCUGACCUACGUGAAGGGGCUGCCUCCGCUGAACGAGGAGACAGGGCAAGACGGACCCUACGCCCUCAUCUUGGCGCCUUCGCGAGAGCUGGCGCUUCAAAUCGACGAGGAGACGCAGAAAUUCGCCUCGUUCUGCAAGUGCAGGACGGUAGCAGUCGUUGGAGGCCGCAGCGCCGAAACACAGGCUUUCCAGCUCCGCAGAGGAGCGGAGAUUGUAAUCGGCACUCCAGGGCGAGUCAAAGACUGCCUCGAGAAGGCCUACACAGUUCUGAACCAGUGUAACUACGUCGUUCUCGACGAAGCAGAUCGCAUGAUCGAUAUGGGUUUCGAGGAGAUCGUUAAUUUCAUCCUGGAUCAAAUUCCGACCUCUAACUUGAAGAGCAACGACGAGGCGCUGAUUCUUCAGCAGGAACUGCAAGCAAAGGCUGGCCACCGUCUGUAUCGCCUCACGCAAAUGUUUAGCGCCACGAUGCCCCCCGCUGUCGAGCGACUUGCGCGAAAGUACCUGCGCCAACCUUCCUACAUCUCCAUCGGCGAUCCAGGCGCCGGGAAACGCGCCAUUGAGCAACGAAUCGAAUUCGUUCCUGAGGCGCGGAAGAAGCAACGCCUCCAGGAUAUUUUGGAAACCGCCACGCCGCCGGUGAUGGUUUUCGUCAACCAAAAGAAGUCCGCGGACGCGCUUGCAAAGGUUCUGGGCAAGCUCGGCUACAGUGCGUGCUCCCUUCACGGUGGAAAGGCGCAAGAGAACCGUGAGGCUGCACUCUCGUCUUUUAAAGAAGGAAGCCACGACGUUCUAGUCGCGACAGACGUUGCAGGGCGCGGUAUCGAUGUCGAGGGAGUGCAGCUCGUUGUGAACUUUGACAUGCCAAAAGACAUCGAGGCUUACACGCAUCGCAUUGGUCGUACUGGACGCGCAGGCCGCAAGGGUCUGGCGAUCUCGUUUUUGACCGACGAGGACAGCGCCAUUUUCUACGACUUGAAGCAGCUACUCCUCUCAACCAACAACAUUGUGCCGCUCGAACUUGCGCAUCACCCUGCGACCAAGGCGAAGGGCGGCGACAAAAACCUGAUGAAGCCGAUCUGGUUCAACUGA
Messenger RNA from Besnoitia besnoiti, 3138 nucleotides. RefSeq names its product DEAD-family helicase. Gene Ontology annotation, molecular function: RNA binding; ATP binding; RNA helicase activity. Gene Ontology annotation, biological process: mRNA splicing, via spliceosome. The record is from RefSeq and is a predicted model, not a curated record. Lineage: Eukaryota; Apicomplexa; Conoidasida; Eucoccidiorida; Sarcocystidae. Bases 1 to 3138 code for a protein of 1045 amino acids. Gene Ontology annotation, cellular component: catalytic step 2 spliceosome. The transcript has 20 exons.